AUGACUUUCUAUACCAGAUUGACACAGAGUGGCAUCCGGCAAUACAUUCAUCGCCAACAAUAUAACCCUCGACGGUGGCUCGCCACUAAUGGUCCCCAAACAGUGAUCUUCGAUCCUCCCUCUCAGACGCCAUUGACCAGCGCUUCCCAGGCCAAAUACUGGAAUAAUAUCCCGUUCUGGAAAGAUGUCUCGGAGAACGAGUUUAUCGACUACAAGUGGCAGAUGAAACACUCCCUCCAAAAUGCAACUUCUCUCCUCACCUUCCUCACCUCAGUUCUCCCUUCUAGUAUUCCCUCGCCCUCAACGAACGGAUAUGCCACCCGUGAGGAAUUCAUCGCGGAUGUUGCCGCAGGCAUGAAACGGGCACCUAUGGCAAUCAGACUCACGCCGCAUAUUCUCACCCUGGUCAACUGGGAGCAAGCUUAUUCGGAUCCUAUAAGACGGCAGUUCAUCCCACUUGCUUCGUCGUUUCAACCGGAUCACCCGCAGUUGCAGCUGGACUCGCUACAUGAGAGUCUGGAUUCACCUGUGAAGGGAUUGGUGCAUCGGUAUCCAGAUAAAGUGUUGUUCUUGGCCUCCUCCGUGUGCCCCGUAUACUGCCGCUUCUGCACACGCUCCUAUUCCGUCGGCACAAAGACCGAAACCGUCUCAAAGAAACGCUUCCUCCCACUACGCAAGUACUGGGAGCCCAUGUUCGAGUACAUCUCGCGUACUCCCGCUGUAACAGACGUCGUAGUCUCCGGAGGUGACUCGUAUUUCCUCGAGCCCGCACAACUACGCGAGGUAGGCGAAGAACUCCUGAGAAUCAACAACGUGCGCCGGAUCCGCUUCGCGAGUAAAGGGCUAUCCGUGUGCCCGUCACGGGUCUUGGAUACCACCGAUGACUGGACGCGGACGUUAAUCGAGAUCAGUAACCUGGGGAGAAGAAAGGGGAAGAGCGUGGCGUUGCAUACGCAUUUUAACCAUUCGCAGGAGAUCUCAUGGAUCACGGAGCAGGCGGCGCAGAGGCUGUUUGAGAAUGCGGUUACGGUGCGCAAUCAGACGGUUUUAUUGAAUGGGGUGAAUAAUGAUGUUGCGACAAUGAAGGGGUUGAUUCGGCGUUUGGCUGAUAUGAAUAUCCAACCGUACUACGUAUACCAAGGCGACAUGGUCCAGGGAGUCGAAGAUCUACGCACACCAUUACGCGACAUUCUGCAUAUCGAAUCGCAUGUCCGCGGCACAAUUGCGGGUUUCAUGACACCUUCAUUUGUGGUCGAUCUUCCGGGAGGCGGAGGGAAGCGUCUGGCGCAGACAUUCCAGAGCUAUGAUCAGAAGACUGGGGUGUCGAGAUUCAUAGCGCCGGGGGUGAAGGGGGAUACGGUUCAUGAGUAUUAUGAUCCGUUGUGGUCGUUGCCGUGA
Molecule: messenger RNA, 1398 nt
Organism: Aspergillus glaucus CBS 516.65
Lineage: Eukaryota; Fungi; Ascomycota; Eurotiomycetes; Eurotiales; Aspergillaceae
Product: KamA family radical SAM protein
Exons: 4
Coding region: 1-1398 (465 amino acids)
Molecular function (GO): catalytic activity; iron-sulfur cluster binding
Source: RefSeq, a predicted model, not a curated record